This is a messenger RNA of Acanthaster planci (crown-of-thorns starfish), 2281 nucleotides long. RefSeq lists its product as uncharacterized. NCBI's taxonomy places the organism in Eukaryota, Metazoa, Echinodermata, Asteroidea, Valvatida, Acanthasteridae. The record is from RefSeq and is a predicted model, not a curated record.
AUGGCUACUAAUCCCAAGUCUGCAGAGUUGUCUCUCGACGGCGAUUUUCUCUUGAGGAAGCAUACCUCGGCUAAGAGCGGGAGGUUCUGGCGCUGGUUCUUGGCGGGCGCUCUGCUGAACGUGUGCAUCGUCUCGGUCUCGGUCAGUCUCACCGUGCUCUACGUCCAGACGGAACUGCAGUCCCUCAGGGAAAAGAUACUCAUUCAAGAAGACCGCCUUGCUCGGUUGGAGGUUCCUUCCUCGGCAGGAGACACCGUGAGAGUUCCAACUUGGAAGUUCGCUCAGUUGCGAAACAGAAGAGAUCGGGAAUCGAAGGUGUCAAUGGGCGGCAGCUUCCUGCGCAAUGCAACGCUCUCUGCAAGGCCGGAAGCAGCUACAGAGCUCUUGCUGACGGGAAUUCGUCUCUUCCGGGAGAUAAGUGCCUGUGACCAGGGUAGUCAAGAGUCUGGGUAUCCCACCUUGAAACCGUCUGGAGGAGACACAUACGUCCGAUGGGGGCGCACUACAUGCCCCAAUGACAUCAAAACAGAGCUCAUAUAUGCAGGUACUGUCGGUGGGUCAUAUUUUUCGCACAAGGGUGGCUCGGUGGAUUUCUUCUGUCUUCCAUCGCAGCCGGAGUGGGCACCCACGUACAGCGAUUCAGCAAACUCACAGUCGUACCUGUACGGGGCGGAGUAUGAACUCCCCUUCGACCCUUUCUCCCACGACAACGCCGAGUUUCUGAAUAACCACGACAUUCCCUGCGCCGUGUGCCGCCUCCUUGACCGCGGGACCCAGCUGCUCUUCCCGGCCAAGCUGGGCUGCCCUGAGGACUGGACCGAGGAAUACAGGGGCUUCCUCAUGUCCGGGAAGUACAGUGAGGAGCAGCGGUCCAAAGCUGUGUGUGUGGACCAGGCACCGGAGGCUAUCCCCGGCAGUCAGGGCAACCGUGAAGGGUCGCGACUUUACAUUGUGGAAGGACAAUGCGGUUCCCUUCUGUGUCCCCCUUAUGUUAAUGGGCGUGAAAUAACGUGCACAGUUUGCAGCAUCUAGAACAAAUGAAACACAGCGUACUGACUUGAUAUGACAACACUAAAUGAGAGUCAUGUAUCAUUAAUCACAUUCCAUUUCAACAAAUUUAUUAAGCACUUGUUCCAUUCAGCUGUGUUUGCAGUGUUCUGUUCGCCAUAUUUGAGGCAUUUUGAUGUCUUGGUGUUCCAGUGCUAUUAUUCACAAGUCCAAAUGUGGUGUCAUUUUAGGACGAAAUUCACAAUCUUAGAGCUCUUUCAACAUUGUGUAAUAUUGGGUAACAGCGAAAAUAGAAAUAUUCUUUAUGCAGUAUUAUGCGACGUAAUCAGUGUUUGUUGGAUAUCUAGAGACCUGCCCAACGUCAUUUUUACACAUCCCUUGUAAACACACCUGUGCGCUACAUUUAACCCUAAUUUUGAUCGUUGAUUUUGCAAUUUUGUGACGGUUUGGUGCCCUCUCUAGUGGCAUUUAUGCUCAUGACUAUCUUUUCUAGAACACAGGUAUGAUGUUAUUUUUGGGAGGAGACCCCAAUCAAACAGCAAUGUUUGCACUUUAGUGACGGAAUCGCCUAGUUCGACGGAAUUUUAUCCGCUGCGUUGGGCGGACUUUUCCAGAGAGUCAGCUCUCAUCAACAGCAUACUGAUGAAACACCCUCCCUCAAGUAACGGAUUAUCUAAUGCUAUAAAGCGCCUUUUUCAUUAUGAUUUAUUAAGAGAGAGGAAACAUAUACAUAAAAGCUACAGCAAACAAUGCCAACGCUCAAGUACAUUCAAUGAGCCUUUUGUGAACUGUUGGACAACCUGCUAUCUGUUACUUGGAUACCCUAACUCAUGCAAUGGAUAUGCGUGUACAUAUGCAAAAUAGCUGCGCACCGUUGGACAACCUGCAAUAUCUGUGUUACUUGGAUACCCUAAAUUCUUGCAAUGGAUAUGCGUGAACAUAAUUAUGCAAAAUAGCUACAUGUUAAUGGAAAGCAAUACUUACUGUGAUGGGUAUAAUGGAAUUACACGGUCCCCUUUUAAGUGGGACAUGUGAACUAAUGCACACCAUAAAUUGUUUACAUAUAAUACAUGUACGUCAGUCAGCAGUAAGCAAAAUACAUAUGUACUCAAGUAAUGACAUUCUGAGAAAUCAACAUUGUGACAUGUUUGUCGUUGAAUCAUACUAUGCAGAAUAAUAAAGCCAUAUAGCCGUAUGUAUACCUUGGCGCACAUUUUAUUCAAACAAUUGAUUGUUGAUUCAAACAAUUAAAAUCAACGACUUCAGACUUAAA